Messenger RNA from Harpia harpyja (harpy eagle), 3844 nucleotides. RefSeq names its product cadherin 18 (gene CDH18). Gene Ontology annotation, biological process: homophilic cell-cell adhesion; cell-cell junction assembly; adherens junction organization. The record is from RefSeq and is a predicted model, not a curated record. Gene Ontology annotation, molecular function: calcium ion binding; cadherin binding. The transcript is spliced from 16 exons. The coding region runs from base 913 to 3297 and encodes 794 amino acids. Gene Ontology annotation, cellular component: catenin complex; adherens junction; plasma membrane. Lineage: Eukaryota; Metazoa; Chordata; Aves; Accipitriformes; Accipitridae.
ACAAUAGAGGGAGACUGUACACACUAUAGCAUCAGUAUGUGACUGCUGGUGCCUGAUAAUACCGAUAUCGAGCUCCUUCAGUGGACAACUUGCUGAGCUACCUUUUUUCAUUUGCAAGAGGAUGCCAGCUCUAAACCAAUGCAACUGAUAACAGACUGGACAUUGGAAUAGUUCGUUUUACUUGUAAUUACAUCUCUUACAUUCUGCAUCUCUGAAGAAAGGCUUAUUACAGAAGACAAAAAUUCAUCCUGUCCCCUUAGCUCACAUAGUACUGAUGAUAUACAGAGUUUGAUCUUGCAGUGAAAGCUGCUGAAUUGUCAUGCUUCUGAUAUCUUCAGUGGAGACUUGCAAGACUAUUUGACAGAAACAUAUUUCUAAGCUUCUGGUUAGUCAUCAACUAGCUACACAACAAAUUCAAGACCAGAAGACAGAAAGGCAGCUGAGGUAAUAAUUCUUCGGAAGAAGUAAGACGCCCAUGUCUUUGAGGUGUUGUGAAAUGAGCAGAGAGUGAAUUUUACUUGAACUAAGCAGAGAGGAGAAGCGCAGCCUUCUGGCUAGAGCACUGGUCUGGAGCCCAGGAAGCAGCUAAAGAGGCAGUAGAUUUGAUUUGGCAAGUCAUUUGGAAAAGGAGGAGCGGAGAGCCCUGUAACCGCUGAACAAUAGAAAAUGGUCGGCUGUGGAACUCUAUCGUGAAGACCUCAGAAGAAAGACCAAUUUUUCCAGUCAUCUUUUCAUAAUGUAAAUAUAAUUUGAGCUUUCCCAAAUGGGCAGCUAAACCAUGAGCAAGCAGAAAAAACCAUUUUGGACUGUAUUUCUGAACCAGGCUUCACCUUCUGUCUCGGGAACUUAUUAAAGGAUUACAGCUGAAAAAGACAAGAGAAAGAAAACCUUGAACAGGAAGCUUAUCCUACAAUGAGAAUUACAAGUACAUCUUGUAUCUGCCCAGUCCUAGUUUGUCUCUGUUUUGUGCAGAGGUGUUAUGGAGCUGCUCACCAUGGCUCCAUCAAGGUGACUAGAAAUCAAACCAAACACGUGGAAGGCGAAACAGAAGUGCAUCAUCGUCCCAAGCGUGGAUGGGUGUGGAAUCAGUUCUUUGUUUUAGAAGAACACAUGGGACCAGAUCCUCAAUAUGUAGGAAAGCUGCACUCCAAUUCCGACAAAGGUGAUGGAUCAGUCAAAUACAUUCUUACUGGAGAAGGGGCGGGGACUAUAUUUAUUAUUGAUGACACGACUGGAGACAUCCAUUCAACCAAAAGCCUAGAUCGAGAGCAGAAGACACACUAUGUGCUUCAUGCCCAAGCUAUUGAUAGACGGACAAACAAGCCACUCGAGCCUGAAUCUGAAUUUAUUAUCAAAGUGCAGGAUAUCAACGACAAUGCACCAAAAUUUACAGAUGGACCAUACAUUGUUACUGUGCCAGAGAUGUCUGAAAUGGGUACAUCUGUUCUACAGGUGACAGCCACAGAUGCAGAUGACCCUACAUAUGGAAACAGUGCCAGGGUAGUGUACAGUAUUCUUCAGGGACAGCCAUAUUUCUCUGUUGACCCUAAAACAGGAGUCAUCAGGACUGCCUUGCACAACAUGGACAGGGAAGCCAGAGAGCAUUAUUCCGUUGUCAUUCAAGCCAAAGAUAUGGCUGGGCAGGUCGGAGGGCUGUCAGGGUCAACAACUGUAAAUAUCACACUCACUGAUGUCAACGACAAUCCUCCCAGGUUUCCUCAGAAACAUUAUCAACUCUAUGUUCCUGAAUCAGCUCAAGUUGGAUCAGCAGUUGGCAAAAUCAAAGCAAAUGAUGCAGACACUGGUUCAAAUGCAGACAUGAAGUAUACAAUUAUAAAUGGUGAUGGCUCUGGGGUGUUCUCCAUAUCUACUGACAAAGAAACAAGGGAAGGAAUUCUUUCCCUGAAGAAGCCGCUCAACUAUGAAAAAAAGAAAUCAUAUACACUUAAUAUAGAAGGAGCAAAUACUCACGUUGAUUUCCGUUUUUCGCACUUGGGACCAUUCAAAGAUGUAACAAUGUUGAAGAUCAUUGUUGGCGAUGUGGAUGAACCUCCGCUCUUCACUAUGCCUUCCUAUGUCAUGGAAGUUUAUGAAAAUGCGAAGAUCGGGACUGCUGUUGGCACAGUAACGGCACAAGAUCCUGACACUGCCAACAGUUUAGUGAGAUAUUUCAUUGAUCAUAACACAGAAGAAGAUAGGUAUUUCACCAUUGAUGCUAGUACUGGGACCAUUAAGACUGCCAAGAUCUUUGACAGAGAGGAGACACCUUGGUACAACAUCACGGUGGCUGCUUCUGAGAUAGACAAUCCUGGGCUAGUGAGCCACGUUCCAGUUGGUAUUAGAAUCCUGGACAUCAAUGACAACCCUCCGGAGCUCGCCAGAGAGUAUGAUGUAGUCGUCUGUGAGAAUGUAAAGCCUGGUCAGGUAAUUCAGACUAUCACUGCAACUGACAAAGAUAACUCUGCAAAUGGGGCAAGAUUCCAUUUUUCCCUUGAUGAAGGGCUUUCUUUGAAUCCCAACUUUACUCUAAGGGACAAUGAAGAUAAUACAGCCAGUAUCCUCACAAGACGAAGGAGAUACAGUCGAACCACUCAAGAUAUCUAUUACCUCCCCGUUUUGAUUUCUGAUGGUGGAGUGCCCCCUCUCAGCAGCAGCAGUACUCUCACAAUUCGGGUUUGUGCAUGUGAGAGAGAUGGACGAGUGAGAACCUGCCAUGCUGAAGCUUUCCUCUCCUCCGCUGGCUUGAGCACCGGAGCUUUAAUCGCAAUCCUGCUCUGUGUUGUCAUUCUUCUUGUUUUCUCUUUAGCAAUCGUGGUCCUUUUCAUCACCCUAAGACGUAGCAAGAAGGAGCCCUUGAUCAUUUCAGAAGAAGACGUCCGGGAAAAUGUUGUGACAUAUGAUGAUGAAGGCGGUGGAGAAGAAGACACAGAAGCAUUUGACAUCACAGCACUGCGGAAUCCAUCAGCUGCUGAGGAGCUAAAAUACCGGAGGGAUGUUCGUCCUGAAGUGAAGCCUUUGCCCAGACAUCAUCCGUCCUCAAGCCUUGACAGUAUAGACGUUCAGGAGUUCAUUAAACAAAGACUGGCAGAGGCUGAUCUGGACCCCAGCGUGCCCCCGUAUGACUCCCUACAGACAUAUGCCUAUGAGGGUCAUAGAUCAGAAGCUGGAUCUAUCAGCUCUCUGGAUUCAGCCACAACACACUCUGACCAGGAUUAUAAUUACCUUGGAGACUGGGGACCUGAGUUCAAGAAGCUAGCUGAACUCUAUGGGGAAGUAGAAUCAGAAAGAACAACUUAGUGGUAAUUCCCAGAACAGAGAAGUUCCUAAACAACUGGAGAUAAAAUGACAGCAACGGUAACAAAAAAUGAAUACAGUACUUGGAACUGAGCAAGUUGUAUGCAGUUACUGUAGAACAAGUGCCCUUUUCAUAUUUGAAACUGGGUUCUCCAAUUGGAAGAAAGUUAAAUUUUGAAAAAUACAGAAAGCAGAAGCUAUUGUCCCUUGUGUAUAUUUUUUAAUUGCUCAAUAAAGUCCGUGGUACCGUAUCUGUAACAAUACCUAAAGUAAAGCCAAGCAAUGACAUUUUUAUUGCAAUAUGCUUAACAUCUCCAAGCUACAGUAAGUUUAUGGUCGUGCCUGUUUAGGAAGACAGCUAACGGAGGAGCAAAUGUCUUGCAGGUGGUUGUGAUGUUGCAUUUCUAGCUGUGCUCUAGGCCUUGUGAUCCCAAUGUGAGGUAGCCAAUGGGGUUUACUAUCAGUGUGAGAAGUGCUAACAGUCUGUUUCCUUUACAGAAGGGAUAAGCCACACCUGUCCUCUUAAAUAAAUGGUCCUUUGAUGAUUUAA